GUAUGGGUAUUACGAUUUGGCUGCUGACGUGCUGGCUGAAAACCCUGCACUCACCUACAGUUGCCUCGAACCGGACGAAUAUGAGUUUCUGAAUUCCCUAAUAUUAUCGCAGGCGUCACCAGAAGAAGGGGUCAAGCAAUUGGCUCAGUUGGCUAGGAAACAUAUUGAGAAACUACGCACGAUCACGAAGGCGAUCCAGGAAGGGCGAAAGAAUCGGGAUAAAAAAGGGCUGAAAAUUGCACUAAAAGAGUUCGAGGAAGCACUUGACGAGUAUAUUCCGGUGUUGAUGGCAGAGGCUAAGAUAUAUUGGGAAAUGGAGGAUUAUCAGAUGGUGGAGCAUCUGUUCAGGCAGAGUGCGGAAUUCUGUUCCGAGGAUGAAAGAUGGAGGCUCAAUGUGGCACAUGUGUUUUUCAUGCAAGAGAAAUUUGAGGAGUGUAUUCGGUACUACGCGAAAAGAUGUUUCCUGGCUCUUGCUGAGAAUAUGGCUAAGGAUAUGGUUGUUAUUCGUGAUGAUACAUACCAUAACAUUCUCAACUUCCUCGACCGAGCAGCUCGUCACGGCAAGCACAUAGAAACUGUUGUUAGUCCUAUUGAUAUGGAAAAAAUAAUCGAAGUUCAGAAUGCGGCUGCCCAAGCUGCUGCUGAUGCGGUUGGUGAAUCAAGUGAAUUCGGAAGGGAUGAAAAUAACCCUAAUAAUUUGGGCGUUGCCGCGGCUGUGAAAUCGGCAGCUGCGGCAGCUGCGGUGGCCGCUGCCUCCAUUAAUAAGAAAAAGAAUAGGACCGUCACGUGA
Molecule: messenger RNA, 790 nt
Organism: Perkinsus marinus ATCC 50983
Lineage: Eukaryota; Perkinsozoa; Perkinsida; Perkinsidae
Exons: 10
Biological process (GO): intraciliary transport
Cellular component (GO): intraciliary transport particle B; axonemal microtubule
Molecular function (GO): intraciliary transport particle B binding; protein binding
Source: RefSeq, a predicted model, not a curated record